Candoia aspera is the source of this 3725-nucleotide messenger RNA. RefSeq names its product coiled-coil domain containing 50 (gene CCDC50). Bases 67 to 1761 code for a protein of 564 amino acids. The record is from RefSeq and is a predicted model, not a curated record. Gene Ontology annotation, cellular component: cytoplasm. Gene Ontology annotation, molecular function: ubiquitin protein ligase binding. The transcript has 12 exons. Lineage: Eukaryota; Metazoa; Chordata; Lepidosauria; Squamata; Candoiidae.
GCGCCCCUGCACCGCGGCCCCGGCGGGCCGGACUGGGGGCGCGCUCCCGCCGACCCGCCCGGCGACAUGGCCGAGGUGGGCAUCGACCAGUCCAAGCUGCCCGGCGUCAAGGAAGUGUGCCGAGAUUUUGCUGUCCUGGAGGAUCAUACGUUGGCCCACAGCCUGCAGGAGCAAGAAAUUGAGCACCACUUAGCCACCAACGUCCAGCGCAACCGCCUGGUCCAGCAUGACUUGCAGAUGGCCAAGCAGUUGCAAGAGGAAGAAAACCGCAAGGCACGUGCUUGCCUCCAGGAGCAGCACAAGGACAUAGAGCGGCAAGACUGCGAGAUCGCGCAAGAAAUCCAAGUCAAGCUGGUCAUCGAAGCCGAACAGCGACGGCAGCAGGAAGAGGACGACGAGGACAUCGCGCGGAUUCUGCAACAGAAGGAACUCCGAGAGGAGAAGAGGAGGAAGAAACCGCCGCCAGUCCCCUUGCAACAGAGCGCUUCAGAAGAAGGCUGCUACCCGGAGAGUAGAGACCGCUUGUGCAGGAGUCCCCGGGAGCCGGGGCCUGACCUUCCCAAACCUGGGAGCACGGAUGGGCAGCCCCAGCAAACAAGGGAGCCCUGGAGGGGCCCCCCGCUGGUCUCAGAGGGUCUUGACUUGGAGGUUUGGGGGAGUUCCUCAGAAACGAGGAAGACCAAGGAGGGCCGGAGGAAGGACAGAGAGAAAUGGCAGGAGAGGAGGCCGGGCAGACACGAAAGACCGCCUCGGAAGGGUCCUGCGGACGCGAAGGAGGAGGAGGAGGAGGACAAAAUCGAACCCACCGACAGAGGCUGCAGCUGCCCGACCAGCAGCCAGGAAAGUGCUCAGGGGCCGUUUCCGCUGGCCGUGGAUGCAGAAGCCCCUCGGGCCGGCAGAGGUAGCAGGGACCGGAAGAGGCCCCAGAGCCGCGAGAGGCCCCAGAGGAUGCCCCCUCCUCUUAUGGACCAGGAAGAGGAACGGACACACGCUCAUCACAGCAACGGGCCCCGUGGGCGCGGGGAAAGGGGGCCGAGCCCCACUGCCAGCGGGAGAGAGAGGCGAGCAGAACGGCCAUACGGCAAAAGCGGUUCCCCAAAUCCGGACCGCCACCGGCUCCCGUCCCACGAGGAUCACCGUUCCCCAAGGCCCCGUUCCCGUUAUGCCGAGCACGACUCGGAAGCUGCCCGCUGGCGCCACCUCGCGAGGGAGGAUGGAGAAAGAGAGCCCGAGGGGGCAUGGGCCUCCCCCACCUCCCGCCACAGGGAGGGCUGGGACGGGGAGGCAAGCCGCCCCCGGAAUCCAGGGAUGAAAUCUCGGGGGGCAAAAGAAGACGCCUACGCCAGACCCCGGCCAGCAGCCGCCCGGGACCCCGAGUGCUACGACGCCGAGAUUGCCUGGAAGUUGCAGGAGGAGGAACUCCUGGCCAGCCAGGUGGACAAGAGGGCCGCACAAGUUGCUCAGGAUGAGGAAAUAGCUCGCCUUCUGAUGGCGGAGGAGAAGAAAGCUUACAAGAAAGCAAGGGAGCGAGAGAAGAAGAGGCAGGAUCAAGACUGGAGGGACCCGCCCGAGUCUGUGUGCUCACGGUCAAGGGAAGGAUACGAACCUCACCGCGGCAGGAGCGAGAAACCCACACGAGCUGCUCCACCUCUAACCAACAAGGACCUGGAUCAUCCUUCUAGUCUUAGAGAUCAGCAUAACUUGGCACAUCAGAUAUCCAAAUCAGAGUCAGGUCAUAAAGGUUACCACUAUAAGCAGUAGGAGGAAAAAAAAAACCUAGACUUUUUCCCAUAGAUACUGACUUUCCUGUGUAGCAGGCUUUAUUGCAUUUCUUCCUAAAGAUGUUCUGAGCUCCCUUCGUUCUCGGAGGAGAUCAUCCUGGGGUCACUCCCUUUCCGAGCACCAGAAUGUCCACACACAGUGCCUCCUCCUUCAGCCUGUAGGGCGAUGUUCUCAUUGUCUCCGAUCUCUCUCUCAGGCCGGGCAGUUAAAUCUAGCAUGCAGGCAAGUCCCUCUCCACCUGCACCCCAAGAACCUCUUUCUAGUUUCCAGACACAGUUUUGUGUUCAGAGUUUUCUGUCGGUCAAGGACAAGAGUAGGACGUGGCCAGAUGGAGACAAAGCGGAAGCCCAGGGAAAGGUGGAAUCAGACGGCCAAGAAGGUGGUGCUUUUCCUGUCCUGAACCUUCCAUGGGAAUGCUCUGGUGAAUUGAUUGGAGAGAUUUGUGGGUAGCUAGGAUCAGGCCAGUAGAGGGGCUUGUGGCCAGAAUGUGUCAGUGUUUCCCUGGAAAGGGCUGAUCUGGAAGUUCUGGAGAUGUUUCCCGAAGCAUGUCUUCCACCUGGAAUUCUGAGCAUUACUUCUUAUUCUGAGAAGACGACUUCCAGAAGUGGGAGAGGCAUGUCCUAUCCUGGGAAAUAAAAAUGGGAUCGUUCCAGGAAACACUGGGGCAUUCCAGGAUGGGCUCGGCUGUUUUGUACGUCUUAAGUUACCCCUUUCUUGUUUUCUAAACAUUUCCUGAAGGAAAUUCUAACAACGGGAGAUGACUUCUCUGAGUUUUUAUUUCCAUUGACUCAGAAAUACAUGUAUUAGGAAAAUCAUUUGGGAUAAAUAGCGAUCACUCAGGGCUGCCUUUUUUAAGCUUAUUUUUUAACAGCAAGAGAAUGGGCACAGAAUUUAGACUCCACUGCGAAAUGCUGCAAAUGAGCGAAAGGCCCACAACUAAUUUUUAUACGUCUCUCACACUUUAAUCCCCACAAUACAUUUAAUCUGGCUACUGAGUUUUUAUUGUUUAUUGAGCAAUAAAAGCAAUUUAUUGAGCCACAACACAAUAAAAGCAAGAUUAAAGCUAACCCAGUUUAGCAGCUGCAGAUCUUUUCAUUGACCUGGUUAAGAGUGGUGUGUGAAUGUAGGCCGUUUAUGAGCAUCGCCGUAUCUGCGUUUCUCAACCUCGGCACCUUUAAGAUGGGUGGACUUCAACUCCCAGAAUUCCCCAGCCAGUGCUGGCUGGGGAAUUCUGGGAGUUGAAGUCCACCCAUCUUAAAGGUGCCGAGGUUGAGAAACACUGGCCUAGAUGCAUUUAGAAUAAAAGCUAAGCUAGAGUGGGCAUCUUUUUAGUAUUCUUAAAAUAUCACAGCUAUAUGAAGCUUUAAAGAAAAGUUAUUUAACUUCAGCAUCAUCGAGGAAGGGUGCUCAUAAGUUUGAUGUGGCCUUUCAGAACUUCACAUGCGUUCGUAGAAUAAUGCAGCGAGGAAGCAGUUGUUAGAAGUUACGAUUGGAGUCUACCAGAAUACCAUGCGCAGAUUGAAAGUGCCUUCAACCAUCUUUCUCCCCCAGGAGCCCACCAGCUCUGCUGGAUUUGGACCCGCCCCCUGUUGUGUUGUGUUGGGGGGGGCAGGUGCCGGGCAGGUGCCAGGCAGGGAAGAUGGCUUUAAAUUCAACUGUCUGGUGCAUUUACUCCUACGCUCUCUGCUCCGUUGCUGGGAAAACUGAAACCUCCAGACCAAAUUGUCAAACAGCCCCUGCCUUGCCUAGAUUUCACUGCCCUCCCUCUGCCCUUGAAAGGUGAUGUUUUUUCCCGCGUUCCUUAACUUGGCGUCUGUCUUGCGACGCAAUCCUGAAGAUGCCCGAUGUCUUUCUCGUCUUCGUUGGUUUGAUGCUUCUGUCGGAUCCACUGGUUUCUUUUUGAAUAUGGUUUUAUUUCUGUGUGAUCUUACACGAUCCUCCAA